Aspergillus brunneoviolaceus CBS 621.78 is the source of this 507-nucleotide messenger RNA. RefSeq names its product putative quinol monooxygenase. The coding region runs from base 184 to 501 and encodes 105 amino acids. The record is from RefSeq and is a predicted model, not a curated record. The transcript is spliced from 2 exons. Lineage: Eukaryota; Fungi; Ascomycota; Eurotiomycetes; Eurotiales; Aspergillaceae.
GGGGUGGGGGGGGUCAGGAGCUCAGUCAACCGGGGUUGAUUCUCCAACCUACAGUACAAAAACAAUCCGACCACCCUGGUUGUUCCCCGGAGCUUCUUCACUGCCCAACUCUCUCCUCCAACCUCGUUACUCACCUCUUCCGCAACCUCUCAAAAACCCAAAACCCCCACACAAUCCGCCAAAAUGGUCUACACCAUCGUUGUUCACAUGCGCGCCAAGCCCGACGAGGAGAGCAUCAACAAGCUGCACGCCAAGCUCCUCGAGGCCUCGGCCGUCUACUCCAAGGACAAGGAGACCCUCUCCUGGUUCGUGAUGCAGAGCGUCCACGACAAGCAGGACUUCUGCAUCGUCGAGCGCUACCUCAACGAGGGCUCCCAGAAGUACCACCUCGAGAACCCCUACUGGAAGACUUUCGACCCCUACGUCAUCCCCUUGCUCGAGAAGGAGAUGGAUCUCCGCCGUUUCGAGGAGCUGGUGCCCGGGGAGGAGCAGAAGCAGUAAAUUUGG